AUGACUACUCUACACAUCAAACAAGGCUGGGCAAGUACUUCCAUUGGGAGUUUUGGCCAUCAGAGACGAAAGAGUGAGCCAACGGUUGCUCCUACAAGUGAACUUCCAAGCCUUUCUUCCUCAACUACUUCAUUGACACUAUCUAACCCAAUAUCUUCAUGCGCAUCUAUCCAAACAAGCCGAAAGAUUCCUUGUAUGGCAUCUUAUGAGAAAUAUAUGCCUCGGCCAAUGUAUGCACCUCAUGAAAGUAUUUAUCGUCUCAAUGUCGCGCUGCCUCAGGCUCCUAUCAAGCUUUGUGUACCUCGUCGAAUUAGUGAAAAUGUUCCAGAAGUCCCAACAGGCGAUCUCUUUGACUCUCUAUUGGCUGCCCAUCAAUUAUUGGAAGGGCUUGAAGGCAAAGAGCAGCAGAAACCAAGAAUCGGGACCAUGACAAGUCAAUCAAUGCCUGCUAUUUCAGUGUGUCUCAGACCAGAGACGACCGCAAGUCAGGAAGAAAGAAGAAAUAUUUAUGACACCGCUUACUGGGCUUUGGUUAAAGCUGACAGUGGUCUCGGAAACUGGCUCCAUCAACAAACGCAAAAAGAACCCAUGGACCUAUCUGCCUACGCUCGACCACAGUCACAGCGCUCUCGUCUACCGUGGGCUCCUUUAUUUCAAAAGACAAAGCGUUGUUUUGUAACUCGUCCUUGGUCCACUCAAUCUAUUUCAUCCAUGGCCCAGAGCAUCGAAGAGAGGCCAGCAAGUAAGAGUACCGUACAUCAAGAACAAGUUUCUUCUUGGGUAGAUGUAGAAGUAGAGGUAGAGGUAGAGAAAAAAAAGGCUUUAACUUUCCAGAUUAAGCGUAGGGAGCAUCAAAGAUAUAUAUAUAAAGUGGUCAUCUUUGUGGUUGGAUUCUAUCAAUAUUCCAAAAGGGAUUUUCCCAUCGAUACGCUCUUAGAUAAUCCUGAUAUCAAUUUCCCCAUACUUGAUUCUCACGGUUGA
Phycomyces blakesleeanus NRRL 1555(-) is the source of this 981-nucleotide messenger RNA. RefSeq lists its product as hypothetical. NCBI's taxonomy places the organism in Eukaryota, Fungi, Mucoromycota, Mucoromycetes, Mucorales, Phycomycetaceae. Bases 1 to 981 code for a protein of 326 amino acids. The transcript has 6 exons. The record is from RefSeq and is a predicted model, not a curated record.